UAGGGACAGCAAAAGGACUAGCCUAUUUGCAUGAAGGAUUAGAACCCAAAGUUGUGCACCGUGAUGUAAAAUCGAGUAACAUUCUUCUGGACAAGAAGUGGAACGCAAAAGUGUCAGAUUUUGGACUGGCAAAGUUGUUAGGGUCUGAAUCAAGCUAUGUGACUACACGAGUGAUGGGGACAUUUGGUUAUGUCUCUCCUGAAUAUGCUAGCACUGGUAUGCUUAAUGAGGGAAGUGAUGUCUAUAGUUUUGGAGUCCUGCUUAUGGAGAUGAUUACAGGCAGAAGCCCAAUUGAUUAUUCUAGACCAGCUGGAGAGAUGAACUUGGUUGAGUGGUUUAAAGGCAUGGUUGCAAGCCGUCGUGGAGAAGAGCUUGUGGACCCAUUGAUCGAAGUUCAGCCCUCUCCUAGAGCUUUGAAACGAGCAUUGCUUGUUUGUCUCCGCUGUAUUGAUUUGGAUGCCCAUAAACGGCCAAAGAUGGGCCAGAUAAUUCAUAUGCUUGAGGCAGAUGACUUUCCUUUUCGUUCUGAACACCGACCAACUCGAGAAAGAGAUCCAGUGCCUUCCUCUGGAGCCACAUCCUUUGAAGUUUCAUACCCAACAAAGCAAGGUGGGGGUGGCAACAUAGAGAAACCAAGAUGGAGAUAGUUACCUACUCUUUGUCAAAGGCCUUUACAGUUUCUGAGGUCAGAUCAUGUUGUAGAAUAAGAUUCCCCCUUAGCAUACGUAAGCUACAAGUCUGGAACGUGCAUACAUACAUAUAUAUAUAUCUCUUGACCUUCCUUCCACACCCUUGUUGAUACUUUGCAGCAUCCUAGAUUUAUAUGAGCCCUGUAAAUAUGUACGUGUAUUCCAAUAUUGAAGUAUAUCAAUCUUCUUGGUUUAUGCAUUGUUUGUUUCAUUUUAACCUUGGCAAAGCAGCCUGGUUUAAUUAGACUGUUCUCUCCUCUGAUCAAAAGUUCGGUCUUCAGGCAUUACACUUGGUCUUGAUCUGCUUUCGAGAGAAACUACAGAUUCAGAAACCAGAAUUUCUGGAGAGCGAGAGGGAGAGGGAGGGGGAGCUCGUUGUUAUGGAGGCGAAGUUGAUAGAGAGGCUGGAGAAGGCGGUAGCGCGGCUGGAGGGGCUAUCGGCGGGGGGAGUCUCGAGGGAAUUUCCCUGUGAUAGUGGUGGUGAAGCGGUCACGGACCCGUCGAUUUUGGCAUUUGAUGACUUCAUGUCUCAGUACGUUGCUAGGGUUUCAGCUGCCGCAGAGAAGAUUGGAGGACAGGUGCUGGAUGUGACUAAGAUUCUUUCCGAAGCGUUCUCUGUGCAAAGAGAGCUUCUAAUUAAGAUCAAGCAAACUCAGAAACCAGACAUGGCAGGCUUGGCUGAAUUCCUUAAACCAUUGAAUGAGGUGAUUAUGAAAGCUAGUAGUAUGACAGAAGGAAGGCGGUCUGACUUUUUCAACCACUUGAAGACUGCUGCAGACAGUCUGACAGCUCUAGCUUGGAUUGCAUAUGCUGGCAAAGAUUGUGGCAUGAGCAUGCCCAUUGCACAUGUUGAAGAAAGUUGGCAAAUGGCUGAAUUUUACAACAACAAGGUUCUUGUAGGGUACAGAAACAAAGAUCCAAAUCAUGUUGAGUGGGCAAAAGCUUUGAAGGAGCUAUAUUUGCCUGGUUUGCGGGAUUAUGUCAAAAGCCAUUACCCUCUGGGUCCAGUAUGGAAUGCUUCUGGCAAAAAGGUAUCUCCUGCUCCACCAAAAGCUCCAAGAUCAGGUGCACCUGCUCCUCCACCUCCUCCACCAGCCUCCCUCUUCAGUUCAGAAUCUUCUCAGCCUUCGUCAUCGAAGCCAAAGGAUGGCAUGGCUGCUGUUUUCCAAGAAAUAAGUGCAGGGAACAUUACUUCAGGUCUUAGGAGGGUGACAGCUGAUAUGAAGACAAAGAACUGGACAGACAGAACUGGUGUUGUUGCUGCAAGUGAAAAGGAAACUGGUGCUAGAUCAUCUCCUUCUUUUUCCAAAACAGGUCCACCAAAACUAGAGCUUCAGAUGGGUCGUAAGUGGGUUGUUGAGAACCAAAUUGGAAAAAAGGAUUUGGUUAUAAAUGACUGUGAUGCAAAGCAGACAGUAUAUAUUUAUGGGUGCAAAGAUUCUGUUUUGCAGAUUCAAGGGAAAGUAAACAAUAUAACUGUGGACAAGUGCACUAAGGUGGGAGUUGUAUUUAAGGAUCUUGUGGCUGCUUGUGAAGUAGUAAAUUGCCAUUCUGUUGAGGUGCAAUGCCAGGGUUCAGCUCCAACAAUCUCAGUGGACAACACAUCUGGCUGUCAAUUAUAUUUAAGCAAAGAAUCUUUAGGGGCAUCUAUAACAACUGCAAAGGCAAGCGAGAUUAAUAUUUUAGUUCCUGGUACUGGGCCUGAUGGUGAUUGGAUCGAGCAUGCAUUGCCACAACAGUUUGUUAAUGUGUUCAAGGGUGGGCGUUUUGAAACUACUCCAGUCUCCCACUCAGGAGGGUAACUGAGGUUGUUCUAAUAAAAAGUUUAGCUUCCUACUCUCAUUCAUUUAUUAUUUCACUUGGACAGUUGCAGGGUGAUUUUGAUUUCUUUUGUACCCUCUAUUCAAUUGCUGUCUGUACGUGUCUGUGAGGCAUUUGUCAUAUGUAUGCUAUGAUCGGGUCUAUUCCUACAGAUUACCACAGUCCAAACAUCCUUUGUUUUUUCAUCAUGUUUGUUGCUAGAUGAGUGAUUUUAUUGUGAGCUUUUUAUUGUCCCCAUCUGCUUGUAACCAGAACCUAAUUUUGUAAUGAUUUGCAUGGAAAAUUUGCUUUCCAAACUGUUGUUACAUAUCUCAUUUUUCCUCCAUUCUGGAUAGAUUCUGGUUAAAUCUGAGGCUUACACAAUCCCAGAUUCAAAUGGUGAUUCCUCUCAUAAAUAUUCUUCUGAUUU
Messenger RNA from Rubroshorea leprosula, 2919 nucleotides. The record is from the annotation of a GenBank genome assembly. Lineage: Eukaryota; Viridiplantae; Streptophyta; Magnoliopsida; Malvales; Dipterocarpaceae.